UUUUCAGCAGUAUUCUAUUAUAUUUGGAGAAAGUGAGAGAGAGGUAGCCCUGUUGGCUGUUGACAGCAUCUUUUUCGACGGCCAGCAGCGACCCCUUCCACAAAUGCAUGAACCGAUCCCUCCCUUCCGUCGCUAUAAAUAGCCGUCGCCUGCUCACUCUCACUCCCCACCACCAAGAAGAGAAAGAGAGUGAGCUACAGUGAGAAAAGAACAGAGAGAGAGAGAUUGGUAGUGGAAAAAUGGCGGUAGCACCAUCCAAGUGUUCUUCUUCCUCUUCUGUGAGCCCCCUCUCUGAGUGCACGGUCUUCCCUGAGAGUCCCUCGAUUCCCGUGGCCUACAAAUUGACUGUUUCCGACCUGCCCAUGCUCUCUUGCCAAUACAUUCAGAAGGGGGUGCUUCUCCCCUGCCCUCCCGACGCGUUGCUCAGCCUCCUGAAGGACGCCCUGUCGCGCACCCUCGUGCAUUUCCCCCUGCUCGCCGGCCGUCUCCGGACGGACGCCGACGGGUACGUUUACGUGGACAGCGACGGCUCCGGUGUCCCUUUCGUCCACGCCGCGGCGCCCGGACUGAAGGUGGGUGACGUGUUGGCUCCCCAAGACGUGCCGGAGGUCGUCCGCGGGUUCUUCGCGAUGGAUGGUGCUGUGAGCUAUGAAGGGCACUUCCGGCCGCUGGCUGCCGUGCAGGUGACUGAGCUCGCGGACGGAGUCUUCGUCGGGGCCACAGUCAACCACUCAUUGCUGGACGGCACGUCCUUCUGGAACUUCUUCAACACGUGGGCAGAGAUUGCUCGGGGAUGCACCGAGAUAUCGCGACCCCCCGACUCGAACCGGUUCUUCGUGAAGGACUCGGCCGCUGUCCUCCGCUUCGAUGCCGGCAGGGCCCUCGCUCCGCCGAAGGUGGCGGCGCCACCCUUGAGGGAGAGAAUCUUCAGUUUCAGCCGGCGGGCGGUGGUCGAGCUUAAGGAAAUCGCGAACCAGUGGAAGGGCGCCAUGGGCGAGGAGGCGGACAUGGUGGAGGUGCUCGGGAAGGCAAGCAACGACGCCUGGAAGGGAAGCGGUAAAGGGAGGAACGGGACUGCAGGGUUACCGGCGCCGGAGGUGUCGUCGUUCCAGUCGCUGUGCGCGCAGAUAUGGAGGUCGGUGACGCGGGCGAGGCGGCUGCCAGCGACGACGAAGACCACGACGUUCCGGAUGGCGGUGAACUGCCGGCACCGAGUGAGCCCCCGGAUGCACGCCGAGUACUUCGGAAACGCCAUCCAGAGCGUGCCGGCGACGGUGGAGGUGGCGGAGCUGCUCCGGCAGGAGGUCGGGUGGGCAGCGUGGCUGCUCCACCAGGGGGUGGCGGAGCACUGGGACGCCGCCAUCAGGGGGCGGGUGGAGGAGUGGGAGAGAGCGCCACGCGUCUUCCCGCUGGGCAACCCCGACGGCGCGGCCAUCACCAUGGGCAGCUCCUCACGCUUCCCCAUGUACGACAACGACUUCGGGUGGGGCCGCCCGGUGGCCAUCCGCAGCGGCCGAGCCAACAAGUUCGACGGCAAGAUGUCGGCGUUCCCCGGCUGGGACGGCGCCGGCAGCGUCGACGUCGAGAUGUGCCUCGCCGCCGACACCAUGACGCGCCUUGAGCGCGACCCCGAGUUCAUGCAAUACGUCACCCUGCCCCAAAACUAAACUCUCCUCAAAUCCCCCUAAAACCUUCUUACUUCAAACUGCUUUCUCAAAUCCCACCUCCUUCAAACUUCUUAAUGUAAUAUUUUUCAGAGAACCCUUCGUCCCAAAUCCGCCUUCACCAUGGUAACUAUGUCUAAGAAUACGUUCUCCCUUUCUUCUCCAAGAAAGAAGAUUGUGAAUACUUGGUCGCUCUGCUGUUAACUCUGAUCAGGAACAAUGUUGGUCUCAUUAUGUAACUGUAGUGAAGGGGAUUUCCUUUCAUAUCUCCUUCAUUUUCUUUUCCCUUUUUCUCAUUUUGGGUUUUGCUGUUAUUUCUUCUUGUAGUUUCUGUCAUAUCUACUAAUAAUAAUUUUCUUCCUUGGAUAA
Messenger RNA from Nymphaea colorata (pocket water lily), 2033 nucleotides. RefSeq lists its product as uncharacterized. The transcript has a single exon. The record is from RefSeq and is a predicted model, not a curated record. Lineage: Eukaryota; Viridiplantae; Streptophyta; Magnoliopsida; Nymphaeales; Nymphaeaceae. The coding region runs from base 240 to 1667 and encodes 475 amino acids.